AUGUUCCACGCUUCCCUAGAUGCCUCCAAUUACAAGCCCUGGUCGGCUGAUCGCAGAACCGAGCCCCUAGGCCAAGACGUUCCUCUACCGCCCCCGUCAGUCCAUCGUUCUCGGGCUGUCCUCCCGCCUCGUCUGAAUGGUGGAAAAUCCCAUGGACAAUUCACCGUCCGUCUUGGUAUUCGUUGCGGCUCGAUUUCUUGGGGUUUUUUUUUUCUUACCAGAGCGAAGAGAUGCAGAGAGAGAGGCACAGCUAGCUCCGACUUGAUGGAUGGGCGGCGGGCGAACAAGGCCAGACUAAGAGACGGGACAGGGGUGGUUCUUUGGGUUUGUACCAGAACACACGUACAGGAGCGCACCGCGACCAAAGCCCACCACCACCACCCCUGGACGGAGGAGCAUGUACUCCUCUCACACACGCAGUACUGUCGCGGAACCUCCAAUCUGAUGUGGAUGGCAAAAUUUCUGACUAGUUUAGCUAUGAGGGGUCCCCGGUUACACUGGGGAAGAGGAGCCCUUUGGAUCAGCAAGGGCAAAAAAGGAAAACCACCGCGCCUGGAGUUCUGGAUAUAUCAAGGUGGCCAUCUCGCCCUCCUCAUCACCAUCGCUCCCUUCUCUCUUCGUCGCCUCGUCCUUCCACCGCCUUUCACAACCCUUACACCCCCUCUCUCUUCGCCAUCUCAUCGGCUUUGA
Messenger RNA from Colletotrichum truncatum, 690 nucleotides. RefSeq lists its product as uncharacterized. The record is from RefSeq and is a predicted model, not a curated record. Lineage: Eukaryota; Fungi; Ascomycota; Sordariomycetes; Glomerellales; Glomerellaceae.